GUGGACUUGCUGUAUUAAUCUUGAUCCCGCUAUCAAUCCCGCUAUCAAUCCCUCUAUCAAACCCGUUAUUGAUCCUGCUAUUAAUCCCGCUAUCAAACCCGAUAUUAAUCCCGCUAUCAAUCCCGCUAUCAAUCUCGCUAUCAAUCCCGGUAUCAGUCCCGCUAUCAAUCCCAUUAUCAAUCCCGCUAUUAAUCCCGCUAUUGAUCCCGCUUUUGAUCCCGCUAUCUGUUCGGACUCUCUAGAUUGGUCACGACGUGACAUCGGAUAA
This is a messenger RNA of Sphaeroforma arctica JP610, 268 nucleotides long. RefSeq lists its product as hypothetical. The annotation marks the transcript as partial. The transcript has a single exon. The record is from RefSeq and is a predicted model, not a curated record. Lineage: Eukaryota; Ichthyosporea; Ichthyophonida.